Molecule: messenger RNA, 1125 nt
Organism: Pseudovirgaria hyperparasitica
Lineage: Eukaryota; Fungi; Ascomycota; Dothideomycetes; Acrospermales; Acrospermaceae
Product: heme oxygenase-like protein
Exons: 2
Coding region: 1-1125 (374 amino acids)
Biological process (GO): heme oxidation
Molecular function (GO): heme oxygenase (decyclizing) activity
Source: RefSeq, a predicted model, not a curated record
AUGUCCACUCACGACGGCGAGACGCAGCCUACCAAGGGGCAGUCUUUGUCGACAGAUAUCAAUACUGCAACUCGCUCCCAACACACACAGCUUAACCGCCUCAUAACCUCCCGUCUACCGCUCUGCCUUCCCCCACACGCGGCCUCUCCUACCAUCUACGCAACUGGCCUCUCGCACUUCGCCCACGUCUUCCUCACAUUCGAAUCACUCUUCCACGACAUAGCAGCCCGCAGCUCCGUCUCAAAUCCUGCGCUCUCCACCCUUCUCGAAGACCCUUGGGUGCACGUCCCGACCGCCGUCGACCCUCCAAGCAAUGCCCGUCCACCAACACCCACCAAUGAGCAUGACGAGGACAUACAAUCCUUUCUCGCUGCCUUACUUCCACGCGGUAUGCCGCGCUCACGGCGGCUCCUCGCUGAUCUCACAUACCUGACCAAGAAACACCCCGCCGAUCUCUCCGCAUCGCUCGCACGCUUCCCAGGCGACGCAGUCGCAGACUUUGUAUUACAUAUCAAAGAGACAGUUGCCUGCAAACCGCAUGUGCUCGUUGCAUACGCAUGGUGUUUCUACAUGGCCGUAUUCUCCGGUGGACGGUGGAUCCGUGGCCAACUCACAAUGGUCGGCUGCGACUUCUGGCUCUCUACUGACCCUGACUCCCGGUCGAGCACUACCGACUCACAAAAACCCUCAUUCUCCGCUCUUGGCCUCUCCUUCUGGAAUUUCGACGGCGACGCCGACGGCGAGGAUAUCAAGGCGGCUUUCAAAGAACGUCUGGCCAAUGCCGACGCUCUCAUCACUCCCGACGAGCGUGCCGAUAUUAUUGCCGAGGCACAAAUAAUAUUCGGCUUCUGCGAAGAUCUAGUCGAGGAGUUAGAUGACCUGCUCAGCACACCGGAUGACGCACCAACUCCGGUCGAGCGUGUCGCUGAAGCGUACUUACCACCCAUGUCGCCAGUGACAGAGACGCCCUUGAAGACGGAGGUGAAGAAAAGGGAGACAAUACGGGAUCGGCUAGAUGUGUCUAAUCUUGUGACAGCGACGGUGGUGGUUGGUUGCGUGUUAUGGUAUGCGGUGCAUCUGCUUGGCGCAUCGAGAGUGGGCGCUUGGCUGGAGUAUGCUCUAUGA